UACACUAUCAUUAAUUUGGUAGGAUAAAGAAAGUUGAAUUAAAUUAAGAAAAAUGAGUUUGAAGAAGAACAGCCCUCAAAUUCAUGAUCACAAGGGAGGCUCUCCAUACCUGUCUCGCCAAUCAUCCAAUAAUUCCAGUAGUUUUAGGGCAAAGCAACAGAAGAAUAUCAUUGUGGAGCCACCAAGCCCUCUACUGGUUGGGUGCUGCAGAGGCUUCAGCAAUGGCAAGACCACAGCCUCCACAUCACACCAACAAUAUCUGCCAUACCAAAGGCUGCAACAAAAGGUGGAAGAUUUGGAAAAGGAAGUGCAAAAACAGACAGAACUACGACUGAUGUACAGGAAAAGAAUGGAAAGGACACAAGAUUAUUUGAGGUAUUGCCUUCAAAUAGCACAAGAAAAUGGAAUAUUGGAUCUCAUUGUUCACUCCAAAGGUGAACUUCAACAAUCUCCACUCUCUCUCAGCUCCACUGCCAGCCCUCAAAUUCAAAUUCUCACUCCACCACACCACAUGCAUGCUCACCACCCUGAUCUAGCACCCAUUAUUGAUCAAGCAAAAAUUAAUGGUUGGUAUAUUGAUCCAAGUGAGGUUGAAUUGGAAGAGAAAAUUGGGCAAGGAAGCACCGCAGAGAUUCACAAAGGAACAUGGCGUGGAUUUGAGGUGGCAGUGAAGUGCAUAUCCGAAGAAUUCUUCCGCACAAACGAAAACGGCGUCGCAUACUUCUCUCAAGAGCUGGAAACGCUCUCGCGCCAGCGCCACAGGUUCGUGCUUCAGCUGAUGGGCGCGUGCAUCCACCCUCCCCGACGCGCGUGGCUCGUCACCGAGUACCUCACCACCACGCUCAAGGACUGGCUGCAUGGGCCUGGGAACAGGCGCAAAGACCGAAUGGCGCCACUUCCACCCUUCAAAGAGAGACUGGGCCGGGCCUUGGAAAUAGCCCAAGCCAUGCAGUAUCUCCAUGAGCAAAAGCCCAAGCUCAUUCACCGCGACUUGAAGCCCAGCAACAUUUUCCUCGAUGAUGCCUUGCACGUCAGAGUCGCUGAUUUUGGUCACGCGCGCUUCUUGGGCGACGACGAAAUGGCUCUCACCGGAGAAACAGGAACAUAUGUGUACAUGGCACCGGAAGUAAUUUGUUGUGAACCUUAUGACGAAAAGUGUGAUGUGUACAGUUUUGGGAUUAUAUUGAACGAACUACUAACAGGAAAUUACCCAUACAUUGAGACAGAAUAUGGUCCAACCAAGAUUGCAAUGGAAGUUGUGGAGGGUAAAUUGCGGCCUAAGCUUGUAGACGAUGAAAUUAAGCAAAUGGGAGAGCUUAUUGACCUUAUUUGCCUUUGUUGGGAUAGAAAUCCAUCUACUCGACCAUCCUUCGCUACAAUCACCUUUUGCCUCAAAAGUUACACCACAAAGAAUCUCCUUUAAACCUCAUCUUAAUACAUUCAAUUAAGUAAGUAUGAGAUAAAAUUUAAGUAAAUUCUUUAAGUAUCAAAAUUAGAGAUUUAUUUUAAUAAUAUGCAUAAAUAUAUAUUAAUGAGAUCUGCAUUAAAUAUAAAUGCAUAUUAUAUAAAUAAAUUUUUAAUUCUAUUUAGAGAAUAUCACGGUACUUGAAAAAUUGUACUUAAAUUUUACCCUUAA
Messenger RNA from Cajanus cajan (pigeon pea), 1636 nucleotides. RefSeq names its product serine/threonine-protein kinase STY17. Gene Ontology annotation, biological process: protein phosphorylation. Gene Ontology annotation, molecular function: ATP binding; protein serine/threonine kinase activity. Lineage: Eukaryota; Viridiplantae; Streptophyta; Magnoliopsida; Fabales; Fabaceae. The record is from RefSeq and is a predicted model, not a curated record.